Messenger RNA from Nycticebus coucang (slow loris), 2277 nucleotides. It is a transcript of the gene KLHDC4, whose product is annotated as kelch domain containing 4. The coding region runs from base 111 to 1715 and encodes 534 amino acids. The record is from RefSeq and is a predicted model, not a curated record. Lineage: Eukaryota; Metazoa; Chordata; Mammalia; Primates; Lorisidae. Gene Ontology annotation, molecular function: protein binding. The transcript is spliced from 11 exons.
CGCCCGGCACAGCCCCGCGAGCACCUGCUUCCGGACGCGCUGUGCGCUGCUUCCCGCUUGUCUGGGGUCUCCGCGGGGUGUCCGAGCCGGCGCGGCCGCAGUCCCUCACGAUGGGCAAGAAGGGCAAGAAGGAGAAGAAGGGCCGCGGGGCUGAGAAGACAGCAGCCAAGAUGGAGAAGAAGGUGUCCAAACGUUCGCGGAAGGAGGAGGAAGACCUGGAGGCCCUCAUAGCCCAUUUCCAGACACUAGAUGCCGAGAAGACUCAGAUUGUGGAAACCCCGUGUUCCCCACCUUCACCAAGGUUAAAUGCCUCUCUUUCUGCUCAUCCUGACAAAGAUGAAUUAAUCCUUUUCGGAGGUGAAUAUUUCAAUGGCCAAAAAACUUUUCUGUAUAAUGAGCUCUACUUGUACAACAUCAGGAAGGACAGCUGGACUAAAGUCGACACCCCCAACCCACCUCCCAGGCGCUGUGCCCACCAGGCAGUGGUGGUGCCUCAGGCUGGUGGACAGCUGUGGAUCUUUGGAGGGGAGUUUGCCUCUCCCGACGGAGAGCAGUUCUACCACUACAAGGAUCUCUGGGUCCUGCAUUUGGCCACCAAGUCCUGGGAACAAGUCAAAUCAACAGGGGGUCCUUCAGGUCGGAGUGGACACCGGAUGGUGGCCUGGAAGAGGCAUUUAAUCCUCUUUGGUGGCUUCCAUGAGAGUACAAGGGACUACGUCUACUACAACGAUGUGUAUGCCUUUAACCUGGACACGCUCACGUGGAGCAAGCUGUGCCCGUCAGGGAUGGGACCUACGCCACGGUCAGGGUGCCUGGUGUCUGUCACGCCGCAAGGCAGCGUCGUCGUUUAUGGUGGCUACUCAAAACAGAGAGUCAGGAGAGAUGUGGACAGAGGCACACAGCACUCGGACAUGUUCCUGCUGAGGCCCGCGGAGGGCAGAGAAGGCAAAUGGGAGUGGUCUCGGGUCAGCCCUGCCGGCGUGAAGCCCACUCCAAGGUCUGGGUUUUCGGUGGCCAUGGCCCCAAAUCACCAAACACUGCUCUUUGGGGGUGUCCGUGAUGAGGAGGAUGAGGAGAGCCUGGAGGGUGACUUCUUCAAUGAUCUGUAUUUCUAUGAUGCCACCAGGAACCGCUGGUUCGCAGCACAGCUAAAGGGACCCAGGAUAGGGAAGAGACAUCGCCGGCGGGGCAGGAAGGCUGGGCCUGCAGAAGCCGACGAGCUGACAUGUGGGGCAGCCAGCAUGCUGCCCCUAGAGGUGGUCACAGAGGUGGCAUCGGAGGACGGGACAGUGGUCACCAUCAAGCAGGUGCUCAGCAACCCACAGCCCUCUGGACAGUCCCUGCCUAAGAAUGAAGACAGUCCUGAGGAAGCCAGCGGCCCUGUGGUGGAGCCGAGCCCGCGCUCCAACGCCAUGCUGGCAGUGAAGCACGGGGUGCUGUAUGUCUACGGGGGCAUGUUUGAGGCAGGAGACCGCCAGGUCACCCUCAGCGACUUGUACUGCCUCGACCUGCACAAGAUGGAGGAAUGGAAGGCUUUGGUGGAAAUGGACCCAGACACUCAGGAGUGGCUAGAAGAGGAGACAGACUCUGGUGAGGACAGCGACCAGGCCGAGAGUGGGGAGGAGGACAGCUCGGAGGACAGCAGCGCUGAGGAUGGAGGUGAGCAGGUGCGGGGAGCCAGGCAUACGUCAGAUCACAAGCCUCUUCCCUCCUAAGGGUAAAGAAAGAUUUCACAUUUUUAUGAGAUUUUUAUUAGAACUGGCUGUAGUUUAUGGAUGUUUUGAGGCAAACGAAAGCUUCCAAGAAUUCUGGGUGCCCAAGCAGCUAUGGGCAGCAGUUCGUUCAUUCAAUGAAGGCUCUUGGUCAAGUUGUAAUACCCAUAAGCCCAGCACCAUCUCCUCACAGUCCACCCAGGCCUCCCUCUCAGCUGAAUGUGCUGCUUUCUCCUUCCCUCCUCCUCCCAUGUGGAAGGAGCACCCAGCAGCAGCACCUGGCGAGCAGUUUGCUGACUACCUGCCCAGGAUGGAGGGACACUGGGUGAAGCUGGCCCGGGACAGCAUGGGGCCCUACGCACAGGAGCGUGAGGUGCUGAGUGCAGCCCAGGCCACGAUGAAGGCUUUCUUUGAUUCUUACAAGACUCUGUGCAAGGCUGUGUGGGGUGUUGCGUGCAGCCGAUGCCCUCGGCUUUGUGGUGUCUAAAUAAAUCGGACUUGAAAGGAGCCCUUUGCGCAGCUGUCCCUCUGCAGCCACGUGCCCGUGGUCUGGCGAGGCUCUGUC